Molecule: messenger RNA, 785 nt
Organism: Leguminivora glycinivorella
Lineage: Eukaryota; Metazoa; Arthropoda; Insecta; Lepidoptera; Tortricidae
Exons: 2
Coding region: 17-760 (247 amino acids)
Source: RefSeq, a predicted model, not a curated record
GAAAAGUAGCAAGGUGAUGUCAUCGUCAAAGGUUCUGCUCACGGCGCUGUCGGUGAACGUUGAAAGUGAUCUUUGGUACGUGGACAGUGGGUCGGCGAGUCAUCUUUGUCGAGAUGUGAACAUGAUGAGUGACAUGAAGUCAGAUAAAUCGUUGCAAGUGACUGUGGCUAACGGAGAUAAACUAUUUACGGCUGGUAGAGGCAAUGUUAACGUGGAACAACGUGAUGGCAAUGUAAAGACUAUAAGUGACGUGUAUUAUGUACCUAACUUAGCAGCUAACUUAUUGUCAGUAAGUGCCAUGGCUAAAAAAGGCUAUAAGAUAGUAUUCGACUCCGAUGGUUGUGAAAUUUUAGAUAAUGGGGUUAUUGCCGCGACGGCUACUUUGAAAAAUGACGUGUAUAUCCUUGACACUGUUGAGGCUUGUUCGAAGGUUCCUUUACAGAACAAACAGGUGGCCAACGCAGCAGUGGAGGAGGAGCGUGCGGUUUCUAGCGACGAAACUGUCUCUGCAGCUUCAGAGAAAGUUUGGCAUCGUCGUCUUUCGCAUCUCAACAGAAGAAGCAUGGAACUUUUAAGAAAAGGCAUACCUCAGGAGCAAUGGCAUCGUGCAUCAAACAACAGUUCCUGGCUGCGCUGCCCAGAACGGGGUCGCGGAGCGCGCGAACAGGACAGUGAUGCAGGCGGCAAGGUGCAUGCUACAAGAUGCAGGCCUGAGCAACGAAUUUUGGGCGGAAGCUGUCAACACGGCAGUCUACGUUAAGAACCGUUGUCCUACGAAAGCUGUA